AUGCAAAUCCGAAAUCCGAAAUCUGGGAUUAACUUUCUAGCAAAAUCGGAAACAAAGAUUCACCUAAUUUUCGAUUCAACCCAAGCACAGAGCCUAAUAACAGAGCAAAUCCGACGCUCAAAUCACAUACCUGAGAUUCGCUCCAGAAAUCGCCGACGAGAGAGACAGUGGACAACGAAGCUGAUAAGAGACGAUGACGAGUCGGAUCAACAAACGACGUUGAGAAGAAGAAACGACGUUGAGAAGAAGAAGAUCGAUCUUAAGAAGAAGAGAACAUCCACUGACCUGCUAAAUCGAGCUGCUAUUGAAUCUUCUCUGCAACUCCAAGAGAAUGAACAGCGUAGAUUCUGUGAUGAUGAAGAUUCAGCAACAUAA
Messenger RNA from Microthlaspi erraticum, 375 nucleotides. Lineage: Eukaryota; Viridiplantae; Streptophyta; Magnoliopsida; Brassicales; Brassicaceae. The record is from the annotation of a GenBank genome assembly.